Molecule: messenger RNA, 3870 nt
Organism: Ruditapes philippinarum (Manila clam)
Lineage: Eukaryota; Metazoa; Mollusca; Bivalvia; Venerida; Veneridae
Exons: 6
Coding region: 513-3308 (931 amino acids)
Source: RefSeq, a predicted model, not a curated record
GUACAAGAAUUAAAAAAAAAUGUAUAAAAAUCAUUUUGUAAACAUAACAAAAGAUAUUUUACUGUGACACCGUAUGUAUUGUAAACAAUGGUUGAAGUUAGACAGUUAUUGAACGAUUGCGCAAGAUUUUGAUCCGGCACUUGUUUUAAAAUGUAAACAAAUUGAAUGUUCUGAACAUAUUUUAUCUGGUAAGGAUGCAAUUGUAAAUCUGCCAGUUGGAUAUAGGAUCCUUUUCUGAAAUUGGCCGCCAUGUUUUUGUCACAUGAUACAACUAUCGCCACGUGGGUUUCAGCCAAAGCGUCACAUGACCGCUGUGAGGAGUUUGCAAGUUUUUAAGUAUGACAAGAUUGUUUAAAAUUUGUGUUUUUUAUCAGUUGUUUUACUGUGAUUUCAUUUUAACAUUUGAAAUGUAAACAUUUGAAAGAUGAACCUUGAACAAAAUUUUCAAACCACUUGCUUCAAAACACAGAAUGGAUUAAACUGUUAAAGAAGACACUUUUACAAAGCUGGAGAUGGCAGAGUCUUGUGAUAAUGAGAUUUUCCGUAAAGCCAUAGAUAAGAAUUAUGUGGCGGUCAAGAAGUAUUUGCAUCCGGAUCCCAUAAUUGAUUGUGAGACAGGCUUUGAAUUACUUACCGUCGCAGACAAAAGGAAUAUCCAGGGUAAGGACCCAACUGAUAAGAAUGAGACGAUAUUGAGAAAAGUAAAAUUCAAAGGUGCUAAAGGUUACACAGAUUUUAAAGAGCGUCUAAGAAAGACCUGGCAGACUGACUUAUUAGACCUUAUAGUUUGUGCAGAAAAUGGACAGGACACAAAAGAGAUUGAAAGCCGGCUUGAGAAAACUGCAGUGUUAUGUCCAGAGUAUAUCAAACGCAGAGGUGAACUUCAAGGCGACCUGAUUAAAUUCUACAGAAAAAGGUGUAGUUCAAUACCUCUCUCACCGCUUCUUGAAGAAAUAGAGACACCUCUAGCUGGGUUCUACGUGAUGCCAGAUAUAGUCGCCGUAAAACAGAAAUCCCUAACUUGUCAUGAGGAGGAAAGAACACCGAUCAAGUCUUUGAAAGACCUGUUUUCAACCGGAAGUGGAGAUCAACAAGAAAUUUAUCUAUCAGCUGAUGCAGGUUUUGGAAAAACUGCUUUUUCAAAAUAUCUUGCAAUCACGUGGUGUCAAGCUCAUUGCCACGAUGAAAACUAUGCCUGUUUUAAAGACGACGAGUUAAAGACGUUAUUUGACUUUAAGUUCUUGUUUUUGGUUUUAUUAAGAGACUGUACAUCUGUUUGUAACAUUGACGAUAUGAUCGAACAGCAAAUUACCAAGAAAAUUCCUUCCUCUGCAACACUAUAUGAAGUUUUACGUAGAGAAAAAUGCUUGAUUAUAUUGGACGGUCUUGACGAAUGGACUCACCCUGUAAAUAGUUGUGGCGAAGUAUCAGAAAAAAUCCCACAUCGUUAUGUACGUGAUAAUUGUGUUAUCCUAACGACAACCCGACCGUGGAAGCUUGGAGUCGCAAAUCUCAAAACAAGUCAAAUAAACAAAAAAGUAGAAUUGGUUCAAUUAAGUGCAGAUUCUACGCGGAAACUUGAAGAAAAUGCUAUAAGGAAAAUGACAGGUGUCCAUAACGAUAGAGUAUUGAAGAGUAAAAGACAGGACUUUAAUAAAGUGAUACGUGACCGUCGCCUAGAGCACAUGCAAGAAAUUCCACUCCUCCUUAUGUAUAUAGUAUGCCUAUGGUGUAACAACAUUCCCAUAGGAGAGUCAAAACAUGAAAUUUACACCAAUAUCAUUGAAUUUCUAUUAUCGAGAACGUCAAAGAAACACCCGGAAGUUCAACCAUCUCGUGAAUCGUCUGCCUGUGAAAUUCCAGAUUACUUCAAAAGUCAUGAAUUUUGUAAAAAGUUUUACAGCCUUAUAACAUCAUUAGCAGAACUAGCUUACCAAACAUUAUUUAACAAAAACAGAGAAAACACGCUUGUAUUUGAUAGAACGGUUGCUGAAAAAUAUCUGAAAGCAGACCACAUGAAAUUAAGUCUUCUCUCAGGAAUAUUGUCAGAAAGUAGAAGUAAAACUUUAAUCAAAGAAAUUAUCAGAGUAUCGUUUUCCCACAAAACAGUGCAAGAAUACUUUGCCGCCAUAUUUAUAGGUUCUCAAAGUGACGCUCAGAAAACUAUUGUAGAAAAAUGCAGAAAUAUUCAAGACAUUCUGGACAUGUCAAAAAUUUGUGAAUUUAUAAGUAAAAUGAAUGCUGACCUGAUAUGUGCAAUUUCAAAUGAUUUUAUGUCUGUGAUAAAUGAAGACGAGAAAACACGCGACUUUAGAACUAGGACAGAUGACGAGUACUUAAAGUACAUUACUCCAUUGUAUAACAUACAGGAAAUGUUCAUGUCGUGUUUACAAGAAAUGCCUAUAAGUAAAAAUAUUCAAUUAUGUUUACAAGAUUUCUUCAUUGUCAGGAGCACCGUGCACAGUGGGCAGUUACAACAUUGUUUGUUAAAACAAAAUAAAACCAACAUAAAAUCACUUUAUAUAGACAUCAGCUUGACUUCCAGCAGUUUAUGUGAAAUUAUAGAUUUAUUCUUUCUCAAACAUCUCAGACAUAUACAGAAGCUUCUCUAUGGUGGUAACAGGAAAAAGGAAGCUGAGAUCAAUCUGAUAUUGUUUCCCAGUUUACAGUCCUUAACUUUGAGGUCGGGUACAUGGACAAAUGAUGAAGAAAUUCGGAGUGAAAACAUGGCGCGAUGUCAAAACUUACAAUAUUUAUAUAUUGACAACUUCACAUUAUCUCACAAAAUACUGGAAAAAUUUCUCAAUUUUAUCUCCGGUCAAAAAUCAAUGAAAGAGUUGACAUUGAAUUGGUUAAACUGUAAAGAACAUGGCCGCCGUGAUUGUAAGAGAUUGAACUUGGACUUGUCUCAACAAUCAACUCUAUCAAAGUUAGACUUGCAGCAAUUACCUGGGAGGCUUCAAUUAAAUAUAUCAACACCGUCAUUAGAUGAUGUUUGGUUGGAUGACAUCAGUCUAGAUGAAACUUCAUUGUUACUGUCACGUGACAUGUUGAAUAUUGAACGUGUGGAGUUGUGUGGUAUAGAAAUGUCUGCAGUAAGUUUACAGAACUUUUUCACCGUGCUGGAAAAUCUGCCGCAGUCAGUUACAGUAAAGAUGAGACGCAUUAAACCGGAAACAGAAUAUGACCGUGUUAGAGAAAAUAUUCGGAGUUCACAAAUUUGUCAUGUGAUACACGACGGGGAGCUGUUAAAGUUCAAAACAAUAAAACCAAGCAAAGAAUACUGUAGACAAAAAAAAGCAUUGUGAAAUAAAUUGAAGAAAUUAAUUCAAUUAUUUUAAAUAAUUAAAACAAUUUUAAUAUGGACACUUAGAAACAAAAUGGCGACUCUUCAAUCUUUAAUAAGGACAUACAUGUACUUCCGUUUUCAAUUAAUAAAUUAAGUGACAAUUGUUUAUAAAUAAAAACAUUUAAUUAAUAGAAAUAAUUUAAGGAAGUUUUUACGGAAUUUAAUGGAUAUAAAAGUUGGAUUAGGAUAUGGAAAUAUUUAACAGCGGACUUGGAUCAAAAUUUUUGAGAUGCAGAAUUAGGAUUUAUAUAGUAAUAGAUUAUUUCAAGCAACAAAAAUACCACAGAAAAUCAGCUUCAGUAUUAUCUACAGUUACAAUCUUGAUGAAAAUGCUUCUACGAGAGUUCAAUAUAAAGACUAAACAACAUAUCUGAAAGAAAAUUGUGAAAAAACAGUGCAUCAUGUAUACCUUGUUCAAGCUUCUAGUGCCUGGCUGAAACGAAAACGGACCAGCAACUUUUGGCAAACCUGUUUUCUUCAAGAAGAACUUAAAUCUAAACAAAAAUUUCUAACCAAGGUCA